Clupea harengus (Atlantic herring) is the source of this 1556-nucleotide messenger RNA. It is a transcript of the gene noctb, whose product is annotated as nocturnin b. Gene Ontology annotation, molecular function: poly(A)-specific ribonuclease activity. Gene Ontology annotation, biological process: circadian rhythm. Lineage: Eukaryota; Metazoa; Chordata; Actinopteri; Clupeiformes; Clupeidae. The record is from RefSeq and is a predicted model, not a curated record.
GUACACGGGCAGGGCUGACAGGGACAGCUGAGCAGAAAGGUGCUUGGAAAGAACAACCUUACACUGAAUGCUGUCCUGUGAUCAGUGCUUCCACCAUCUGUUAGACUCACACGCUCUGCCUUGCAUGGCCUGACCCACACAGAAAAAUAAACCAGCACAAUGGAAGUUAUUGCAUUCCCCAUGGGCAACAGCCCAAACCGCCUGUACAGUGCCCUGGCCCCGACCUUGAGCAGUGCCCCUCUGUCUCAGCACAUCCCAGCCAAACUGGACCAGGAACAGGACCUGGAUCCCGCAGACCCCGUAGAGCUUCUCAGGGAGUGUGAGGAGGUUCUACGGACCCGACCGGCCCGUCUGCACAGAGCUUUUGUCUGCCAGAAUGGCAGCGGUGACCAUCGGCAACAGCCAAUACGGGUCAUGCAGUGGAACAUCCUAGCCCAAGCUCUAGGUGAAGGCAUGGACAGUUUUGUGCGCUGCCCCCUGGAGGCCCUGAAGUGGAACGAGAGGAAGUACCUGAUCCUGGAGGAGAUCCUCACCUACCAGCCCGACAUCCUCUGCCUGCAGGAGGUGGACCACUACUUCGACACCUUCCGGCCUGUCCUGUCGCGCCUUGGCUACCACAGCAGCUUCUGCCCCAAGCCCUGGUCCGCCUGCCUGGAUGUGGCCAACAACAACGGCCCAGACGGCUGCGCCCUCUUCUUCCGGCACAAGCGCUUCCAACUGCUGGGGACCACCCACCUGCAGUUGGCUGCAAAGAUGCUUGAGACCAACCAGGUGGCCAUCGUCAGCACGCUGCGUUGCCGGGCAACGGGGCGCGCCCUCUGUGUAGCUGUGACACACCUGAAGGCGCGGAGUGGCUGGGAGAGGUUGCGCAGUGCCCAGGGGAGCGACCUGCUCCGCAACCUGCAGAACAUCACCCAGGAGGCAGGAAGGGCAGCAGCGGCAGCGCCGGGCGAGGGGGAGCCAGGGGUGGGCAUGGGCGUGCCACUGCUGGUGUGCGGGGACUUCAACGCUGAGCCUUCGGAGGAUGUGUACUGUCGUUUCGCCACCUCCAGCUUGGGCUUGGACAGUGCCUACAAGCGCCUGAGCUCGGAUGGCCAGACUGAGCCGCCCUACACCACCUGGAAGAUUCGGCCCAGCGGAGAGAGCUGCCACACGCUGGACUACAUUUGGUACUCGCACCAGCACCUGAACGUGGACACUGUGCUGGACUUCCCCACUGCUGAGCAGAUUGGACCUGACCGCCUGCCCUCCUACAAUUACCCAUCCGACCACCUCUCACUAGUGUGUGACUUCAGCUUCUGUGAUUCACCUGAGUGAAGAAAGAAAAGUGGCCCAGGACUGGGUAUGACUGACCAUGAGUGUGGUCAGGUACCCUAGGUCAAUAAUUAAUAUAUAAAUGGCACCUGUAGUUCAGCGGUUAUUAACAAUGGCUGCCAUGAGUAUUCCUAAAGUUAUAACUUUAGGAGAUCCUUACAAAAUGAUUCAUCUCUUCCCACUAACCUUGAACACUCAACAACUGAAGGAUGUACAGUACCAGUCAAAAGUUUGGACACACC